CUACCAUCCAGAGAGCACAGCUAACCUGAGGGGGCCCUCCCCAGCCUAUCGCCCUAUUGGCGGGCGCUAAACUGGUUGGCCAUGGAGCGUCGCGCUGCCUGCUGACACGGAGAAAUUAGGCACCGUCGAGCUAGCGAAAUUAGCGUUGGCGGCUUACCCUCUACAGGGGUUGCGGCUUUACCGUUUGGGGCUUGGAGAGUCUCCAUUGCGGGUAAGUCGAGAACUCCAUCCUCCACAAUAUCGGGCGGUUCCUGCAGCAGAUUUCCUUCAAUGGCAUUGUCGCCGGCCAAUGUGCUGGCCUCGCUUCGGGAACGUGGGAAGAAGAGGCCCUUGAUGGUACGUUAGUCUUUCGCCGAGCCACGCCGAACUUGGGUCCCCUCCCCCUGGGAUUGGGGUCUGCUCUUCGGCAGUCAUCGUGAUAUGUGUGAUUCUGUCUAUAUAAAGCUGAGAUCCUCCAGAGACACACGGGGGACCCCAUCUCCUGACUGUUCCCGCGCUGUCUCACAUCUCUAUUAUCAUUCCUUGCACUGCAUACCUUUGCCGGUCAUCCUUUUAUAACACCAAGACCCUUACCUGUCUACUUCCUCUUACUCUACACAAUGCAGUACUCUCUUGCUACCCUCUUUGCCCUGGUCCUUGCCAGCGGCGCCUCUGCCGCCAACACCCUUCUAUCUGGCAAGGGAUUCGGUACCUACUACUACGACAUCAAGCAGACCAAGGCCUGCGGUGCCGACUUCUCCAACCAGAACAAGGGCUCUGUCAUGUGCUCGUGGACCAAGGGCCGCACCCUCAACGACAUCAACUCCAACAACCUUGUCGCCAUGGCCAACACUGCUCUUAAGACUGCCGAAGGCCGCUCCAAGUACUGCGGCAAGCGUGUCAUUGUCACUGUCAACGGCAAGAAGUCCAACAUCCCCUUCUUCAUCGGUGACGGCUGCGAGCGCUGCGCUCACGGCUCCGACAGCACCUGGAACGCCAACGGUGCUGCUGGCCUCGACUUCUCCUACUCCCAGCUUGCUGCUCUCUCCAGCGAGGCCUGUGCCAAGGGCCACAUCUCCAUCUCCUACGAGAUUGUUGACGAGACCCUCUACUCCAACUUCUAAGUGACUGAUGUUGAGCUGGCUCUAUAAUGUUGUGAAAUGCGGGAAGCGGGUGUAUAUGCUGUGUCUUUGAAGUACAUAUUUGUAUAGGACGAUAUUGUUGUACAUACAAAACUCUAUACAUACACAUAUAUAUUAUUGUAUAUAUCCAUACA
Messenger RNA from [Torrubiella] hemipterigena, 1255 nucleotides. The record is from the annotation of a GenBank genome assembly. NCBI's taxonomy places the organism in Eukaryota, Fungi, Ascomycota, Sordariomycetes, Hypocreales, Clavicipitaceae.